This is a messenger RNA of Brassica oleracea var. oleracea, 2185 nucleotides long. RefSeq lists its product as uncharacterized. The coding region runs from base 674 to 1789 and encodes 371 amino acids. The transcript is spliced from 5 exons. The record is from RefSeq and is a predicted model, not a curated record. Lineage: Eukaryota; Viridiplantae; Streptophyta; Magnoliopsida; Brassicales; Brassicaceae.
GUCAACUCCAUGCCUCCCCCUACAACUACUUCCUUUGCUCCAGCUCCAGCUCCAGCGAAUCAAGCUCCUUCAGAACCGCAGCAACCUCAGCCGGCUAAUCCUUCUGCUCCGACCAGACAGAGCACACGACAACGAAAAUCAGUUCAAAAGCUUAACCUUCACGCAAAAGUUGUUCAAACAACUGAAACGCCUCCUACGACAGUUGCUCAAGCUCUAAAGAGUCCCCACUGGCGAAAAUCCAUGACUGAUGAAUACAAUGCUCAAAUGGGUAAUCAUUCUUGGGAUCUAGAGAACUUGACUGAUGAUUCUCAGUUUAAUGUUGUAGGUUGCAAAUGGAUAUUCACAAUCAAGAGGAAUCUGGAUGGGACGAUUGCGAGAUACAAAGCUAGACUAGUUGCGAAAGGCUUUACACAAAAACCAGGGAUCGACUACCAUGAAACCUUCAGUCCGGUAGUCAAACCAGCCACCAUUCGUAUUGUCUUGAGCACUGCAAUCUCCGCAAAUUGGCCCAUUCGCCAACUUGAUGUGAACAACGCUUUUCUACAAGGCACACUCAAAGAUGAAGUCUACAUGGUGCAACCAACAGGGUUCAUCAACAAAGACAACCCCGACGCAGUCUGCAGGCUUCACAAAGCCAUCUACGGCCUGAAACAAGCUCCCCGAGCUUGGUACAAUGAACUCAAACAGUUUCUUCUUCAGGCGGAAUUUACCAAUUCCUUGGCUGAUGCAUCAUUACCGAAAACAGGGAGUUUUUCUUUACAUGCUUGUUUAUGUUGAUGAUUUGAUAGUAACUGGAAAUAGUUCUUCUCAUAUGUCUCAGUUCAUUGCCUCACUUUCUCAACGAUUCUCACUUAAAGAUUUAGAUGAUCUGUCAUUCUUUCUUGGUAUAGAAGUAAUGCGAUCCUCUAAAGGCAUGCUACUAACUCAAACUCGCUAUAUUGCAGAUUUUCUUCAUAGGACUCAUAUGGAAACAUGCAAACCCGUUGCGACCCCAAUGUGCGCCACUACACCAAUCACUCUCUUCUCUGGAACUCCCCUUGCUGAUCCCACAGAGUAUCGAGCUGUUGUAGGCAGUCUCCAAUAUCUCUCUCUCACCAGACCGGACAUCUCCUUUCCGGUGAACAAGAUGUCUCAAUACAUGCACAAACCAACCGAUGAACACUGGAACGCAGUCAAGAGAAUACUGAGAUAUCUUUCUGGUACGAUGACCAAAGGCAUUAUGCUUUACGCAAACAACACUCCAUCCCUUCAUGCCUUUACCGACGCGGACUGGGUAGGCAACAAAGAUGAUUAUACCUCAACUGGUGCAUACAUAGUCUACCUUGGCCUUAAUCCCAUAGCCUGGUCCUCCAAGAAACAGAGUGGAGUCUCCCGCUCAUCGACAGAGGCAGAAUAUCGCUCUUUAGCCUCUACAACAGCCGAAGUUUGUUGGGUCACUUCACUCCUAACUGAACUUGGCAUCAAGUCUCCUACAACACCGGUCAUCUACUUUGAUAAUAUUGGUGAAACGUACUUAGCGGCCAACCCGGUCUUCCACUCACGCAUGAAGCACUUGGCACUAGAUUAUCAUUUUGUCAAACAAUACAUACAGGCAGGCCAACUUCGAGUCUCACAUGUCUCUACUCAUGACCAACUUGCAGAUGUUCUUACUAAACCUCUUCCUCGGCCUGCAUUUGAGACACUAAUGCUCAAGAUCGGACUCUCUACCGUCCGUCCGUCUUGUGGGGAACCAAAGGAACCUUCAGUAGGGAGACUGAGCGGGAGAACGAGAGUUGUACCAUACAGUUGAUACAAGGACACCUUUGUGUCACUUUCCACUUUUUGGUUUUCGACUUUUGGAGUUGAAUUUGAGGAUGUCCAAAGACUAGCUAAUGGUUAUGUAGAGCAUCCUCCUAAAUUCUUCUAUACUGGUUCUCUUUGGAAGCAUUCAGACGUCAAUAAUGAGGAACCUCAAGGACGCCGAACUAUUGGUAACCUGACUCAACUCAACAGCGAGAUCACAUGUUUUCCUCAUUAAAUUGCUGAUCUGCCCGUCGAAAAGAGAAGUGAUGUUGUUUGGGGACUUCAAGCUGAGAGGAACUCUGUUGACCAAAGCUCCCAAAGGUUGGGGAUGACAUACUGCACUACCCUUCGACGAUUUCAACGAACUUAACCAGAAUGGUGCUAUUAGAAUCACGGCCCUGAU